AAAGGUUUGGACCCCAUGGGAUCCCUGUGACAGUAUUUCCCAAAAGGGAAUAUAAGGGUAAACCUGAAGCCAUGCAGCUCCAAAGUAAUACAUUCCAACAAGGGACAGAAGUCAAGCGAGAAGCGAAUGGUGCUGUUCCCCACGACCCUUCUCCUGUCCCACCUCCUGAGCCAACCCUGGCUGAAAGCCUGUGGACUUCCAAACCACCACCUCUCUUCCAUGAAGGAGCACCUUAUCCCCCACCUUUGUUUAUCAGGGACACAUACAACCAAUCAAUACCUCAGCCACCGCCUCGGAAAAUUAAGCGACCCAAACGAAAAAUGUACAGGGAAGAACCCACUUCGAUCAUGAAUGCUAUUAAACUACGACCUAGGCAAGUCCUGUGUGACAAAUGUAAGAACAGUGUUGUUGCUGAAAAAAAGGAAAUUAGAAAAGGUAGCAGUGCAAGUGACUCUUCUAAAUAUGAAGAUAAAAAACGGAGAAAUGAAAGUGUAACUACUGUGAACAAAAAACUUAAAACUGACCAUAAAGUGGAUGGGAAAAACCAAAAUGAAAGCCAGAAGAGAAAUACUGUGGUGAAGGUUUCAGGUCUUGCUCACAGCAGAGGUAGAGUGGUUAAAGUUUCUGCUCAGGCAAAUACAUCAAAGGCUCAUUUAAGUACUAAAAAAGUGCUCCAGAGUAAGAACAUGGAUCAUGCGAAAGCUCGGGAAGUGUUGAAAAUUGCCAAAGAAAAGGCACAAAAGAAGCAAAAUGAAACCUCUACUUCAAAAAACGCACAUUCAAAAGUCCAUUACACACGUCGUUAUCAGAACCCUAGCUCAGGUUCCCUUCCACCCCGGGUUCGCUUAAAACCACAAAGGUACAGGAAUGAAGAAAAUGACUCUUCUCUGAAGACAGGACUUGAGAAAAUGCGGAGUGGCAAGAUGGCACCCAAGCCCCAGUCUCGCUGCACCUCCACCCGCUCAGCAGGUGAGGCCCCUUCAGAAAAUCAGAGUCCCUCAAAAGGCCCUGAAGAGGCCAGCAGGGAGGUUCAGGACACAAAUGAAGUGCAUGUGCCUGGUGAGCUGGAUGAACCACAGACAUUGGGCAAAAAGGGCAGCAAAAGCAAUAUCUCUGUUUACGUGACCCUAAAUCAAAAGAAAUCUGACUCUUCCAAUGCCUCAGUGUGUAGCAUCGAUAGCACAGAUGAUCUGAAAUCUUCCAACUCUGAGUGUAGUUCUUCAGACAGCUUUGAUUUUCCUCCAGGCAGUAUGCAUGCACCGUCCACCUCCUCCACUUCCUCCUCUUCAAAGGAAGAGAAAAAGCUCAGUAAUUCCUUAAAAAUGAAAAUCUUUUCCAAAAAUGUCUCUAAAUGCAUCACACCAGAUGGCAGGACCAUAUGUGUAGGGGACAUUGUUUGGGCCAAGAUUUACGGUUUCCCUUGGUGGCCAGCCCGUAUUCUUACUAUAACUGUGAGCCGGAAAGAUAAUGGCCUUUUAGUCCGACAGGAGGCCCGCAUUUCAUGGUUCGGGUCUCCAACAACAUCUUUCCUUGCUCUUUCACAACUCUCCCCCUUUUUAGAAAACUUCCAGUCACGCUUUAAUAAGAAGAGAAAGGGCCUGUAUCGAAAGGCCAUCACAGAGGCAGCUAAGGCUGCUAAACAGCUGACCCCUGAAGUGCGGGCUCUGUUAACACAGUUUGAAACUUGA
This is a messenger RNA of Chrysochloris asiatica (Cape golden mole), 1688 nucleotides long. Its product is annotated as PWWP domain-containing protein 2A-like. Bases 72 to 1688 code for a protein of 538 amino acids. Gene Ontology annotation, molecular function: histone binding; chromatin binding. NCBI's taxonomy places the organism in Eukaryota, Metazoa, Chordata, Mammalia, Afrosoricida, Chrysochloridae. The transcript has a single exon. Gene Ontology annotation, cellular component: nucleus. The record is from RefSeq and is a predicted model, not a curated record.